AUGAACCACGGAAUGUGCCAGAAUUCAGAAUCGGUGCUGAGCCCGGAGCCGUACGUUCCUGUGUGGAAGGAUGGGGGAGCGGAGACACGUUGUGGCAUGUAUCGCGAGGAAGAGAUGGUGGAGGGCGAUCUGUGUUGGGGGAGGAGAGAAUUUGAAAUGAGGCAAGUUUUCCGCUGUGUGAGCGUUCCGGGAGAGACGAGUUGGACGAGGGGGAGUACGAAUGAUCAGACGUUUACAGAGGAAGUUGAGGCUGGGAUGGUGAUUGGGAGGAACUGCGGGAGAUAUUCGAAGGGAAAAGAGGCAAUUGUGAAGGUUUACAACGUAAAAGAUAUGGAGAAGGAUGCUAUGAAGUUACACGAGGUGGUCGAGGUGGUGGGAAUAUUGGAUGGUUGUAUGGUGAAGGAGGCCUCUUAUGGGGAGGGGAGGAGUGGUCUGGACACUAUCACUGAGGAAGGGAAUGGUCCCCGGUUCGAUCCCCGGAUGCCCUUAAAUGAUGCUAUGCAUAAGGAGUUGGUAACAGAAAGAGUUCGAAGUGAAGUUAUUGACUAUCUAGCUCAGUCACUUUAUGGUGACCAUCUGGCUGCUGAUUACGUCGUAUUGGACGAAACCCGUUUGGACAGCGGUCGCGCGAAUGUGGCGAAUUUGAGGGCCUUGCAGUCGUUGGUUCGCGAUCAGAAGGUUUGUGUGGAAUUCGGCCCGACACCGAUCGAGUUGCCGACAGAGGCUAACGUGUUGACAUUAUCUGUGUCGCGAUCAAAGGAUCUGUUGAUGUGA
Molecule: messenger RNA, 774 nt
Organism: Perkinsus marinus ATCC 50983
Lineage: Eukaryota; Perkinsozoa; Perkinsida; Perkinsidae
Exons: 13
Coding region: 1-774 (257 amino acids)
Biological process (GO): DNA-templated DNA replication
Molecular function (GO): chromatin binding
Source: RefSeq, a predicted model, not a curated record